AACAAAUAUGAAGAAUUUAGAAGGAUUUAGUAAAUGUGGAAAAUGGAAGUAGGGACGUAGUUUCUGCUGCGCCAUACGGCUUCACCACUGUCCCGCACAGCCGCAACAGCGGCACCAAGUUUUCAGAGUUUCAGAUUCAAUGAUCUACUGACCAUUUCCGUAGAAAUUGUGGAGGAGUCUAAUGCACUAAAAUGUAUAAGUUUCGUUCACUAUUGCAAGCAUCCCUUACUGCAACUAAAAGAGCACUCACAUGGAACCUGGAAGACUUAAUUCCUCCAAGUGAAAGAUAUAUUUUCAAUUUCAGCUCAAAGGAUGAACUGAAAAGGUGGCAUUUAUAUUCAGAUUCUGAAUAUGGAGGUCGGUCAUCUGCAUCUCUAGAGAUAAAAAGUACUAGUAAUGGAUCUACUUCUGUUGGAAUAUUUUCUGGAAACCUCUCUAAAGAUGUAGCCGAGGGUUCGACCUGGAAUAUGACUAGAAGUGGUUUCUGUGGAAUGAGGUCUAAAAAGUUUGAUGGCUUCAUUGACUUGGAUGCAUAUGACACAAUAGCAGUUAAACUGAAAGGAGAUGGGAGGUGCUACAUCUCUACUAUUUACACACAAAAUUGGGUAAAUUCCCCUGGGCAAGAAGAAGAUAACUCAUGGCAGGCGUUUGUUGUCGUACCUAAAGACAACUGGUACAUAGCUAAGAUACCUCUCUCCAGGUACGUGCCGACAUGGAGAGGGAACAUAAUCAAUGCAAAGAUGGAGAUGAAUCCGUCUCGUGUUCUCGGUAUGUCUCUAUCUGUGAAUGCCGAAGGCGGAGUCCCGGGCGCAAAGUCUGGGCCCGGAGAUUUCCACGUGGAGAUUGAUUGGAUCAAAGCCAUGCGAACCGGAUGAGCACGCGGGUUUUGGAACUUGGAAAACAUUCUUCUUGUGGUUUGUUACUGCUCUAUGGUUUGUCUGGUUUCAUGCAACUUUGACAAAAGGCAAUUGUAGUGUGCUGAUAAAUAAUUAGAAGACCUAUGGACGAUUCUAAUGUCAUGAUUGGAAUUUUGACAUAAAAAUACUGUAAAAUCUAGAUAGAAAUGGGGCAAUUUACCUAAAUAAGACUAAAAGAUACGGAGUAAUAACUUUCUCAAUAUAGGACUAUAUGUUUUUAUUUCUCAAUGUAAGGCAAUUGAUCAUUAUCUAUGAGUCAUUAUUCAGUUAAAUGUCCAGCAUUACUUGGACAUUAUUCUUCUCACUAGUCAUAAUUAAGUUCUAUUUAGGGAAUAAAAAAGUUUAAGUCCU
Messenger RNA from Cuscuta campestris, 1268 nucleotides. The record is from the annotation of a GenBank genome assembly. Lineage: Eukaryota; Viridiplantae; Streptophyta; Magnoliopsida; Solanales; Convolvulaceae.